Molecule: messenger RNA, 441 nt
Organism: Armigeres subalbatus
Lineage: Eukaryota; Metazoa; Arthropoda; Insecta; Diptera; Culicidae
Exons: 1
Coding region: 1-441 (146 amino acids)
Source: RefSeq, a predicted model, not a curated record
AUGGAUGCCAUGCUGAGCGGUAUCCCAGGUACAAGCCCAUAUCUCGACGAUAUUUUGAUCGGCGGCCGGAAUGCCGAAGAACACAAGCGGAAUUUGUACCUUGUCCUACAGCGUUUGCAAGAAUAUGGCUUCACGGUGAAGCUUGAAAAGUGUCGCUUUUUCAUGCAUCAGGUGAAGUAUUUGGGCCAACUUCUGGAUUCUGAAGGCACACGCCCGGACCCAAAUAAGGUGAAAGCAAUCGUAAACAUGCCUCUGCGAUGCGCACGUCUUUGGAACUUCUUCGACCACCGAGCAAGUUUUCCAAUGCAACUAACAGCAACCAAGAUCGCCAGUUCAACAAGAAACAUGGUGCAAAGGACAAGACCUUCGAAGUGCAAGACAAGGUGUAUGCCCAAGUACACCAUGGCAACAACUGGACCUGAUGCGAAGGUGAAAUCGUAG